AUGUUGUUGGCUAUGUUGUGGAUGUUAGCGUCAAUAAAAAAACAUGGAUUGUUAUUGAAUGAUAUUAAACUUUGUACAAUAGAAAAGGAACAACUUAUAUCAACAAAAGCAGACACAGAAAAACUAAGUGUAAUUGAACAUCAACAAAUCGAAGGGAUUAGAAAACUGACUGAAAUAGAACAUCAAUUACUCAAGUCAAAAGAAAAAGGAGUAACAUACAUCAGAUGGGGUAAGACGCAAUGCGAUGGAUCAAACACAGAAACAUUGUAUUCAGGUCAAGCAGGCGGUAGUCAAUACUCACAACCAGGGUCAAGUGUAAACUACUUGUGUUUACCUCUCAACCCAGACGGCGCACUACCGCUUAAAGCACAUAGUUGGUAUGCUUUUCUGUGUGGAGCAGAAUACCAAGUAAAUGAAGGGAACACACCCCAAGGAAUCAGGUCUGAUAUUUUUAAUCAUGAUGUCGCAUGUGCAGCAUGCCUAGCAAAAGGAAAAUUAUCAUCCAUUAUGAUACCAGGAUGGAAAACGUGUAAUAAUGGAUGGACAAAAGAAUACGAUGGAAUUUUAAUGGCUGGACAUCCAAUUCAUGCUGCUUCAUCAGAAUACGCAUGCGUAGAUAAGGUAACUGAAACUAUAGCUGGUGGAUCUAGAGACGAAAAUGGAAUUUUAUUUUAUCCCGUAAAAACAGUUUGUGGAUCAUUGAAAUGUCCACCAUACAAACCAGACACAGAUGUUCCAUGCGUCGUUUGUUCAAAAUAG
Messenger RNA from Mytilus trossulus (common blue mussel), 759 nucleotides. Its product is annotated as short-chain collagen C4-like. NCBI's taxonomy places the organism in Eukaryota, Metazoa, Mollusca, Bivalvia, Mytilida, Mytilidae. The transcript has 5 exons. Bases 1 to 759 code for a protein of 252 amino acids. The record is from RefSeq and is a predicted model, not a curated record.